Molecule: messenger RNA, 579 nt
Organism: Ziziphus jujuba (common jujube)
Lineage: Eukaryota; Viridiplantae; Streptophyta; Magnoliopsida; Rosales; Rhamnaceae
Exons: 2
Coding region: 1-579 (192 amino acids)
Source: RefSeq, a predicted model, not a curated record
AUGGAAUCAUUUCCAAAUGAGUUAAGGCUUUACAUUGCAGAUGUGCAAGAUGUUGCUACUGAUGGCAAUUGUGGCUUUAGAGACAUUGCUGAAUUGAUGAAUAUGGGUGACAAUAAAUUGGAUCAAAUAAGGAGAGAGUUGAUAGAUGAGUUGAAGUCUAAUAAAGACGAGUACACUGCUUUACAUGGAACCAGUGAUAGAAUAGAAGAACUUAAUUAUAUUGUAUCAUAUUUUGAGAGCAAUCCAAGUUUCAAUCAUUGGAUGACAAUGCCAGACAUGGGCCAUUUGAUAGCUUCCAAAUAUGAUUUGGUCUUAAUGCAUAUAUCUAAAAGACAAUACCUUAUCUUUCUUCCUUUUUGUUCAGAACCACUACAUGUGGAUUGUCGUAAAGUUAUCUUCAUUGGAUUUGUCAAUGAUAAUCAUUUUGUCAAGUUGUUCAUGGUACCAAAAUGUCCUAUACCUCCAGUUGCUGAUAAAUGGUUUAAACAUCAUCAAAUAUGUGCCCAGGGAUGGGAAACAGAAUAUUCUCUCCAAAUAAAAGCUUUUAAGGGUUUAAUUUCAGAUGACAUUGCCAUUUAG